ACGUUUGACACGAGGAGUCACAUUUGCGGCGGGCCGUCGGUGAAGACCUUUUUGUGGGGGGUGAAUUGGCGAGUUGGCGUUGACGGAGAGAGAGGCAGGAAACUGCGAAGCCCAACGCCUCACGUGCGUGCCCGACCCGCUUCGCCACCAAACCAAUCAAAACCAUUGAAUAUUUGUAGAAUAUGCACAACCGCGUGGCCGAAUUGAGUUAUCGAUCUUAUCGCUGAAGCUGCGGAGCCCUAGCUCGGACCGGUUCGCUUGGCCAUGCGACUAUGGUUGUCUGAGAUCGGCCGCAUCCUCUCUAGAGAGGACUCCUUUGUCUCCGCGAAUUCUCGGGAUUCUCGUACGAAAACCUGUGAUGUCGCCAGAUCCGCAUGGCCCUAAUCCCAAGGUUAUCCUCUGCAACGCCGGCGCCGGCGCCGCUGCCGGGGUUAUUGCUGCAACAUUCGUGUGUCCUUUAGAUGUGAUAAAGACUAGGCUUCAGGUUCAUGGGCUGCCUCAGCUCAAUGGGAGUGUUAAAGGUAGUGUUAUAGUUGGUAGUUUGGAACAAAUAUUUCACAAGGAGGGGUUGCGAGGCAUGUACCGUGGGCUCGCUCCCACUGUGCUGGCAUUACUUCCUAACUGGGCGGUUUAUUUUUCAAUGUAUGAGCAGCUGAAAAGCAUUCUUUCUUCUGAUGAUGAGAAUCAUCAUCUGUCAAUUGGUGCUAACGUGGUAGCUGCUUCCGGUGCUGGAGUUGCAACAUCCAUUGCUACAAAUCCUCUUUGGGUUGUGAAGACAAGGCUUCAAACUCAGGGAAUGAGGCCAGGCAUAGUACCGUAUAGGAGUACGUUGUCUGCUUUGAGGAGAAUAGCUCACGAGGAAGGCAUUCGUGGGUUGUACAGUGGUCUUGUGCCUGCUUUGGCUGGUAUCAGUCAUGUUGCAAUACAAUUCCCAACAUAUGAGAAAAUAAAGUUCUACUUGGCCAAUCGAGAUAAUACAACAACGGAUAAACUAAGUGCAAGUGAUGUUGCUGUUGCCUCAUCAGUCUCCAAAAUAUUUGCUUCUACAUUGACAUAUCCACAUGAGGUUGUACGCUCUAGGCUUCAAGAACAAGGCCACCACUCUGAGAAGCGGUACUCUGGCGUAACUGAUUGUAUUAAGAAAGUAUUUCAGCAAGAAGGCCUAGCUGGUUUUUACCGUGGGUGCGCUAUCAACCUUCUGAGGACUACCCCAGCUGCUGUUAUCACAUUCACUAGCUUUGAGAUGAUUCACCGGUUUCUUGUUGCUGUUCAGCCAAACCCGUUGUAAAGAUUGAUUGCACAGAAUCGAGGAUAUAGGGAAGAAACUUGCAUUACUACAGUCACUACUAAAGAGCCAACCUUAAUGGUCUUGUUGUUGAUGCAGUUUCUGAUUUGUUUAUGUAUUUUAAUUGGUUAUGGUGGUUUUGAGCAAUAGCCCGCAAACCCUCGUCAAACUUCUAUAGCAUCAGAGGAGAUUGUUAUACAGACUGAUAAUGAUGAAAAUUGUUACAAUCUAGUUCAAUCUAUACAUUCUUUUUUCUCUGGGGACUGCUGAA
Molecule: messenger RNA, 1556 nt
Organism: Alnus glutinosa
Lineage: Eukaryota; Viridiplantae; Streptophyta; Magnoliopsida; Fagales; Betulaceae
Product: nicotinamide adenine dinucleotide transporter 1, chloroplastic
Exons: 9
Coding region: 359-1288 (309 amino acids)
Biological process (GO): NAD transmembrane transport
Molecular function (GO): NAD transmembrane transporter activity
Source: RefSeq, a predicted model, not a curated record